AGCGUCCCAGGCAGUACAUCUCGAGACCGCCGUUAGUGCCUCGUCCCCCUCACUUCACAGCAACACGUUCCACCCGGCAUCUCCACCACAGCAGCAUCGCCAUGAGGUUGUCCACGGCUUUCCGUAGUGCGUGUCGGAACCUCCCGGUGGGUCCAGGCCACGCGCCGCCCCGGCACGGCGCCCGUCUGCUCGGUACACAGAGGAGUUCCAUGCCACUUCGAGUCGGGAGGCACCGCGUCCCCGCGCGUGAUGCCAGCACAGGCAGCGGCCGAACACCUGAAGCGGCGGUAAAGUUCAGGAAACAGCCCGCGAGCAGACAUGGAUCUACCGGCGAACACGCCAUCAGGGAGGUGAUCCAUCAAAGCAAACAGGAGCUGGCCCAACUCUGCCAAGAGAACACAGCAAUCAAACCCGUGCUUGCCAUUAUACAGGCAGCUGAAGAUGACCAUUUACUGGAGAUCAACAAGAAGAUGGCGGCCAAGGUUGGGUUGAGCAUCAUGGACAUCAGCCUGCCAAGAGCCUGUACAGAGGAUGAGAUCCUUGAGGAGGUUCUGAGGCUGAACGAGGACUCUACGGUCCACGGCGUUUACCUGCACCUGCCCCCGUCCUCCCUCUCCCCACGCCUGCGCAACAGCCUGAGACCAGACAAGGAUGUAGACGGGGUGUCUGAUGUGAACGUGGGGCGCGUGGUUGGGGGAGGGCGGAGCCAAACCUUCACCCCGCCUUUGGCCAGAGCUGCCUUGGAACUGCUGGCCAGACAUGAGGCGUCUCUGGAGGGAAAGACCGCCGUGAUCCUGGGAGGUGAAGGACCCCUGGGGGCGUCCCUGCAGUGCCUGAUGGAAAAAGCGGGCCUGGCGGUUCUGAAAUGUCAGCCGGAGACCAGUUUCACCACAGCUCUGCAGAGACAGCUGCUGGAGGCGGACGCCGUGGUCCUUUUGGGGGCGUCGCCCUCACCCCGACUGCCCAGCUGCCUGAAGCCUGGAGCGGCCGUCAUCUCCUGCAGUCCCGACCAAUCAGAGCCCUUAGCGGAAGCUGAGUGUUUGGGCGUGAGCUCCUGGGCUGAAGUGUCCCGGCUGAGUGCUGCCUUCAGGAUGCAGAACGUAGUCCAGAGCUGUGGGCGGUGGGCGGAGCGUCAGCGGUAUCAGCCCUGGAGACUCCGCCCCCUCAAGCUGCAGCCGCUCUCACCUGUGCCCAGUGACAUCGCCAUCUCUCGGGCCCAGAGCCCUAAGCCCAUUGGUCAGUUGGCCGAGGAGAUCGGACUUCUGCUGGAGGAGUGUGAGCUGUACGGACGAUCCAAGGCCAAGGUGCGCCUCUCUCUACUGCAGCGCCUUCAAGAGCAGCCCAACGGCAAAUACAUCCUCGUCGCUGGGAUCACUCCUACUCCGCUGGGUGAGGGGAAGAGUACGGUGACCAUCGGACUGGUUCAGGCCCUAACUGCUCAACUGAGGCUUAACUCCUUCGCCUGUCUGAGGCAGCCUUCACAAGGACCCACCUUCGGAGUCAAGGGGGGAGCAGCAGGGGGAGGUUAUGCCCAAGUCAUCCCUAUGGAGGAGUUCAACCUCCACCUGACUGGCGACAUCCAUGCCAUCACCGCAGCCAAUAACCUGCUGGCAGCAGCCGUCGACGCCCGCAUUCUACACGAAGGCUCCCAAUCAGAUAAGGCCCUGUAUAACCGUCUGGUGCCGUCGGUGAACGGAGUCCGGUGCUUCUCCCCCAUCCAGCUGGACAGGCUGCAGCGUUUGGGCAUCAGAAACAGGUUUUAUUGGCCAAGUAAGUUUAAGCACAAGCAAGGAAUUUGA
Molecule: messenger RNA, 1799 nt
Organism: Clupea harengus (Atlantic herring)
Lineage: Eukaryota; Metazoa; Chordata; Actinopteri; Clupeiformes; Clupeidae
Gene: mthfd1l
Product: methylenetetrahydrofolate dehydrogenase (NADP+ dependent) 1 like
Exons: 18
Coding region: 102-1799 (565 amino acids)
Biological process (GO): tetrahydrofolate interconversion
Cellular component (GO): cytosol
Molecular function (GO): formate-tetrahydrofolate ligase activity; methenyltetrahydrofolate cyclohydrolase activity; ATP binding
Source: RefSeq, a predicted model, not a curated record